Messenger RNA from Mesocestoides corti, 741 nucleotides. Lineage: Eukaryota; Metazoa; Platyhelminthes; Cestoda; Cyclophyllidea; Mesocestoididae. The record is from the annotation of a GenBank genome assembly.
AUGUCCAAUCAAGUUUUGAUUUGGGCCCGUCUGCUAGCCCUUCCAUUGAUAUUUUUGGCUUAUACUGCAAUGCUUGCAUCAUUUGUUACACAUAUUUCUUCACUUCAAUUACACUCAGACGAAGUGCUGGGAAUGACAAGACAGUUUAAGCUCUACAACGAGGCCUUCCCAAUGCGUAUUGCGAUGCUUUUCUGUCUAGUUUAUUUGUACAAGCAAGCUUUCGCUAUUCCUGGAUCCUUUUUCAUGAAUUUGUUGGCCGGAACCUUGUACGGUACGACAAAAGGCUUCAUAUUCGUCUGUACAAUGAGCACAAUCGGGGCAACACUUUGCUAUUUAAUCAGCAAGUGUUUUUGUAAACCCGUCAUUAAGUUGUUCUUUCCGCGUCAAAUUGACUCCCUUACUGAAAAAAUCAAGGAAAACGAGGGUAGCCUGUUCUUCUAUCUCCUCGGAAGUAGGAUAUUCCCAGUUUCGCCAAACUAUCUCCUAAAUGCUCUAAGCCCAGUAGUUGGGAUACCCUGCCACUUAUUUGGGGUUACAGUUCUUUUGGGGUUGAUGCCCUAUAAUUACUUCACGGUCCAAGCCGGCACCCUCUUAUCUCAAAUCGAUCCCGAGAAUUUAUCCAAGGAGAACGCGCUAAAUCUAGCGUGCGUUGCGGCUAUCGUAACAAUUCCCGGCUUCCUGUUGCCGAGGUUACGCAGAUACUUCCACAGAAGUCCAACUGAGUCACAUAAAGAGGAAUGA